UUCUAAGUUUCAUAAUAUUGUUUACUUUAAGUAUGAGUUCCAUCCAAGUCCUCUCCACCACUACAAUAUAUGCACCAAAUCACUCAAAUGAUCAUACAAUUGAUCUAACACCAUGGGAUCUUCAAUUCCUUCCAUUUGAAGUCAACCAAAAGGGUCUUCUUUAUCGCCAUCCUUUAAAACUAGACACAUCAAACCAAAUCCAACACCUUAAACAAUCUCUUUCAUCCACCCUUGAAUUUUUCCCACCAUUUACAGGUCGUCUCAAAAUCACAGAACACGGAGAUAACAAUAUCUCGUGUUUCAUCACGUGCAACAAUGAAGGUGCACUCUUUGUCCAUGCCGCAGCUGAAAAGACAAGUGUCGAUGACAUCCUUGGGCCUACUUAUCUUCCUCGGAUUCUCCAUUCAUUUUUUCCACUUAACGGAGUUAAGAACUAUCAAGGCACGUCAGAGCCAUUACUUGUCAUCCAAGUAACGGAGCUAGUUGAUGGUAUCUUCAUUGGUUGCGCAAUUAAUCACAUGGUUUGUGAUGGUACUUCGAUUUGGCGUUUCAUCAAUUCAUGGGCCAAAGCCUCGAAAGGAUGUUUUGAAAAAUCCAAAAUCCCUUCAUUCGAACGUUGGUUCCCAAAAUUUGUUCAACAUCCGAUUCGAUUUCAUUUUACAAUAGAGUCACAGAAUAAUCACUCUAGUAAUGAUAUUUAUAAAGAAGAAAAACCCAACUCAGUAGAGAGAACAUUUCAUUUCACGAAAGGGAAUAUCGCGAAAUUAAAACUCAAAGCCAACUUAGAGGCUGGUACAAAGAACAUAUCUUCUUUGCAAGCACUUCUCACUCACAUUUGGCGAUCUAUUAUACGUUCCAAAAAUCUUGAUCCAGAAGAAGAAGUGAAUUAUGUGGUGGUUAUAGGCGUUAGACCAAGGUUGAUUCCUCCGUUGAAAGAGAAUUAUUUUGGUAACGCAAUGUUAGAUUGCAUGGUUACCAUGAAAGCAGGUGAAUUGUUGGAAGAUGGUGGACUUGGUAAAGGUGCUUGGGAGAUGAACAAGAAGAUUGCAUUGCACUCUGAUGAGAAGUUGAAAAAUCACUAUGAGAAUUGGUUAAAGACACCGAGUUUUAUUUCGGUUGGCAUGUUCAAUAGCGAAACAUUAAUUACGGGUAGUUCACCUAGGUUUGAUGUUUAUGGUAAUGAUUUUGGUUGGGGAAAACCCGUGGCAGUUCCAAUUGGAGGUGAAGAAAAUGGAAAUAUUUAUGUGUCUGCUGGUGUAGAAGAAGGUAGUAUGGAUCUUCAAGUGUGUCUUCCUUAUGAAACUUUGGAGGCAAUUGGUAAUGAUACUGAGUUUAUGGAAGUUGUUUCCAACUAAUGAUGGUUCUUAGAAUUAUGCAUAAGCUUCUGUAUACCAUUUCAAUUCAUUUUUUUUAAUUUGUAUUUGUUUAAUGCAUGAAUAAUGAUGUUGAAGUCUUAGUUUUAUAUAUUAUUUUUCUACGUGCUUGGACCAAGUUGUAAUAUGAAUGGUUAAUUAUUCAAUUUUAUG
Molecule: messenger RNA, 1526 nt
Organism: Vicia villosa (hairy vetch)
Lineage: Eukaryota; Viridiplantae; Streptophyta; Magnoliopsida; Fabales; Fabaceae
Product: protein ENHANCED PSEUDOMONAS SUSCEPTIBILITY 1-like
Exons: 1
Coding region: 33-1355 (440 amino acids)
Source: RefSeq, a predicted model, not a curated record